GUUGACUAUUUUUUUGGGUGGUUGGGAACCAGAGUGAUGGGAGAGGCCUGUUGAGGGGCGGGCAGAAGCAGAGAGGCGGGCAGCAUACAGGAUAUUACUGAAAGGGGCUAUUUUUGUCUCUUUCCUCUGCUUUUGUAAAGGACGCUUAGUUCUCUCUGUAGCAAUGGAUGCACUUAUUCUCCAGGAGCGUCUGGUGGAGAGACUGCUUUCCCCUAGGAUCCGAAAUGCCAAGCUGAAGGACCAGGAAAAGCAGUAUGUUGGAUUCGCCACUCUUCCAAACCAGGUCCACAGGAAGUCUGUCAAGAAGGGUUUUGACUUCACAUUGAUGGUGGCAGGAGAGUCCGGUCUGGGGAAGUCAACAUUGGUCAACAGCUUGUUCCUUACAGAUCUUUACAAGGACCGCAAACUGUUAAAUGCUGAAGAACGGAUAAACCAGACAGUGGAGAUUAUCAAACACACUGUGGACAUUGAGGAGAAGGGUGUCAAGCUAAAGCUGACUAUCGUAGACACCCCCGGGUUUGGAGAUGCUGUCAACAAUGCAGAGUGUUGGAAGCCCAUCACAGAUUAUAUUGAUCAGCAGUUUGAGCAGUACUUUCGGGAUGAAAGUGGCCUCAAUCGGAAAAACAUCCAGGAUAACCGCGUCCACUGCUGCCUAUACUUUAUCCCACCAUUUGGUCAUGGCUUACGCCCAGUGGAUGUGGAAUUUAUGAAGGCUUUGCAUGAGAAGGUCAAUGUGGUUCCACUCAUCUCAAAAGCUGACUGCCUCACACCCAGUGAAGUAAAGAAGCUGAAAGACAGGGUAAGAGAAGAAAUUGACAAAUUUGGAAUUAAAAUAUAUCAAUUCCCAGACUGUGAUUCAGAUGAAGAUGAGGAAUUUAAGCAGCAAGAUAAAGAGCUGAAGGAAAGCACUCCAUUCGCUGUCAUUGGCAGCAACACUGUUGUGGAAGCCAAAGGCCAAAGAGUCCGUGGGCGCCUCUACCCCUGGGGUAUUGUUGAAGUUGAAAACCAGUCACAUUGUGAUUUUGUAAAGUUGAGGAAUAUGCUGAUUCGCACACACAUGCACGACCUGAAGGAUGUUACCUGUGAUGUACACUAUGAGAACUACCGUGCACAGUGCAUCCAGCAGAUGACCAGUAAGCUGACUCAAGACAGCCGGAUAGAAAGCCCCAUUCCCAUUCUUCCUCUUCCAACACCAGAUGCAGAAACAGAGAAGCUGAUUAAAAUGAAAGACCAAGAGCUCAAACGAAUGCAGGAGAUGCUCCAGAAAAUGCAGCAGCAGAUGCAUGAACAGGAGCAGUGAGGAGGAGAUGGAAUCUUAUCACAAAUCGGACAGAGUGACCUAUCUACACCCUGGCCAGCGAUGUGCGGGGCAUCGCAGUUUAGGAGAAUAAGACAUUGUUCAAAAAUAGGGUGUAACAGUACUUGAUGUCAGUCGGUACAUGGAAGCAUGUUACAUACAUGGUGUUUUAAAGCAAACAAAAAAGUGAAGCACUUCCGUUUUUAAAAGAUGUAUGUGAUGUUUGUCAAAAAUGUAAGGUUCAAUAUUUAAUUACAGUAUCUAUUUAUGACUGA
Molecule: messenger RNA, 1572 nt
Organism: Erpetoichthys calabaricus (reedfish)
Lineage: Eukaryota; Metazoa; Chordata; Cladistia; Polypteriformes; Polypteridae
Gene: septin5a
Product: septin 5a
Exons: 11
Coding region: 164-1300 (378 amino acids)
Biological process (GO): regulation of exocytosis; cytoskeleton-dependent cytokinesis
Cellular component (GO): septin ring; septin complex; cell division site
Molecular function (GO): GTP binding; molecular adaptor activity; GTPase activity
Source: RefSeq, a predicted model, not a curated record